CAAAAUGUACUUAUUCUUCCACUUGCCCAAUCUUCUUUCAUUUGAUAUUUGAGCAUUAUCAUCAUUGACUUGAGGUUCAGUGCACAUACACAUUUGUAUUUUCUUCUACUUUCUCAUCAUGGAGUUAGAGGCAAGUAACGGUUCCUCUUCCACAUAUGAUAGAACAGCAGAAGUGAAAGCCUUUGAAGAAUCAAAAACCGGCGUGAAAGGCCUCUUAGAAUCUGGAAUAUGGACGACAAAGAUCCCACGUAUGUUUCAUUCUCCCAAUUUGAACUUGAACUCUGAUCAUGAAAGUGAAGCAUCUUCCAAGUUCAGUGUCCCUAUCAUAGACCUUCAAGAUAUAAACACUGAUCCAUGUUUACAUGCUGAGGUACUUGAGAAGAUUCGAAGUGCAUGCAAGGAGUGGGGAUUUUUUCAAGUGAUUAAUCAUGGUAUUCCGGUUAUUGUUUUGGAUGAGAUGAUUAGUGGAAUCCGUAGGUUUCAUGAACAAGAUGCUGAUGCAAGGAAACCAUUUUAUACAAGGGAUAAAAGUAAGAAAGUUCGAUAUUUCUCUAAUGGUAGCCUUUUUACGGACCCUGCUGCCAACUGGAGGGACUCACUUUCAUUUUUUGUAAGUCCCAAUCCUCCCGAUCCAGAAGAAAUACCGCAAGUAUGCAGAGACAUUGUGAUUGAAUAUUCAAAGAAAGUAAGAGCUUUAGGCUUGACAAUCUUUGAGCUAUUCUCAGAAGCUUUAGGCCUUCAUCCUUCUUAUCUUAAAGAUUUGGCCUUAGACUAUGGACAAUUUCUUUUGUGUCACUACUAUCCUCCAUGCCCUGAACCCGAAUUAACUAUGGGAACUUCUAAGCACACCGAUAUUGAUUUCAUGACAAUUCUUCUACAAGACCAGAUCGGUGGUCUUCAAGUUCUUCAUCAGAAUCAAUGGGUCCACGUUCCUCCUCUUCAUGGAUCUCUUGUAGUAAACAUCGGCGAUCUUCUGCAGCUUGUAACAAAUGACAUGUUCACAAGUGUUUACCACCGAGUUUUAUCCAAGCAUAUAGGCCCUAGAGUUUCCAUAGCUAGCUUCUUCGCAAACUCGGUAGAGGUUUCAUCCAAGGUCCUUGGUCCAAUAAAGGAAUUGUUAUCAGAAGAAAAUCCGGCAAUCUAUAGGGAUACUACUGUGAAAGAAGUGUUGGCACAUUAUUUUACAAAAGGCCUUGAUGGGAACUCUUCCUUGCACCCUUUCAGGUUGUGAAUUCAGAAUAAGAUUGGAGCAGUAUCAAUUGUUGUGGUGUUGUUGGAUUUUAUUAUGGUUAACUUCUACUUCAACUAUGAUUUUCAGUAUGUAGGGAAUAAAUUGUACACACACUAUCAAGCAAUGUAGCACCGACACUUCAUAUUAAAAGUGUACCUGUGGUUACAUUUAAUAACUUUCAUUUUCUUA
Molecule: messenger RNA, 1420 nt
Organism: Medicago truncatula (barrel medic)
Lineage: Eukaryota; Viridiplantae; Streptophyta; Magnoliopsida; Fabales; Fabaceae
Product: 1-aminocyclopropane-1-carboxylate oxidase homolog 1
Exons: 3
Coding region: 119-1231 (370 amino acids)
Source: RefSeq, a predicted model, not a curated record